Molecule: messenger RNA, 1695 nt
Organism: Penicillium samsonianum
Lineage: Eukaryota; Fungi; Ascomycota; Eurotiomycetes; Eurotiales; Aspergillaceae
Product: sugar porter family MFS transporter
Exons: 5
Coding region: 1-1695 (564 amino acids)
Biological process (GO): carbohydrate transport; transmembrane transport
Cellular component (GO): membrane
Molecular function (GO): carbohydrate:proton symporter activity
Source: RefSeq, a predicted model, not a curated record
AUGAGUGACAAAAUUGCGCCAUGGAAUGUCGUCCACAAGCUAGAGAAGCGUGGGCUUCUCAUCGCCAUCAACUGCAUCGCUGCGUUAUCCAUUCUAUUCUUUGGAUAUGAUCAAGGAAUGAUGGCCGGUGUCAACAACGCAAAGGACUAUAUCGACCUUAUGGGAUUCGGUUAUACCGAGGAGGUGGACGGCGAGGUAACCCCGGUGGUCACGAACUCCCUGCUGCAAGGUGGAAUCGUGUCAAUCUACUACCUUGGAACGCUAUGUGGCGGCUUGUUUGGUGGUUGGCUUGGAGACCGCAUAGGACGAAUCAAGACUAUCGCCGUUGGAGCUGCUUGGGCUAUUUUGGGUGCGGCUCUGCAGUGCUCGGCUCAGAACCACGAGUGGAUGAUCUGCGCGCGUUUUGUUAAUGGAAUCGGAACAGGCAUUUUGAACGCUAUCGUUCCUGUCUGGGCCACUGAGACGGCUGAACACACUUCGCGCGGACAGUUUAUUGCGAUUGAAUUCACUCUGAACAUUUUCGGUGUUGUCUUAGCUUACUGGCUGGAGUUUGGCCUAUCUUUUAUCGAUAAUGGAGCCUCAGCCUUCCGUUGGAGAUUUCCAAUCGCAUUCCAGGUCGUUUUCUUGCUAGUCCUCUUCGCGGCCGUCUGGUUCUUCCCGGAGUCCCCUCGAUGGCUCGUUAAGGUUGGCCGGGAGGAAGAGGCUCGCUAUAUCCUACAGCGUCUACGUGGAUCUAGCGGCGGGGACCUUAUCCGAGCGGAGGCAGAGUUCCAGGACAUUCUAAGUAUCGUCGAGUUGGAAAAGACCCAUGUUCACGGCGACUCGUACCUAUCAAUGCUUUUCGGUUAUAAGUCUGGAGAUCUUCACAUCGGUCGUCGCGUGCAGCUAGUCGUCUGGCUGCAGAUCAUGCAGGAAUGGGUCGGUAUCGCAGGUGUUACCGUGUAUGCCCCGACUAUCUUUGGUAUUGCCGGGUUUGACUCGACGAAGAGCCAGUGGAUUAGUGGAUUGAAUAAUGUUUUCUACAUGUUUUCUACCCUGGUCUGCGUCUUUACGCUCGACCGCAUCGGUCGCCGAUGGACUCUGUACUGGGGCGCUGUGGUCCAAGGGAUUGCCAUGUUCCUCGCAGGUGGCUUUUCCCAACUUGCAAUUGACGCCAAGGCAGCUGGGGAAAUGGGCAAAGCAUCCUCAUAUGGUGCUGCCGCAGCUUCGAUGAUCUUCAUUUUCACCUCUACUUUCGGUGCCACCUGGUUGACAGUGCCGUGGCUUUACCCGGCCGAAAUCUUCCCUUUGGCUGUUCGUGCCAAAGGAAAUGCUUGGGGCGUCGUGGGAUGGAGUAUCGGGAACGGAUGGCUGACUCUCUUAUGCCCCGUCAUGUUCGAUGCCAUUGGUGCAAAGACCCUCUACAUCUUCGCCGCCAGCAACGUAAUCACCAUCCCCAUGGUUUGGGCUCUCUACCCCGAGAGUAACCAGCGCACACUGGAAGAUAUGGACCUGCUGUUCGCGGCGAAGACACCCUGGGCCUGGGACGCAGAGAAAACCUUUGCGCGCCUCAAGACGGAGAACCCGGGCAUGAUCCAGGCUCCGAGUCACAGGGGCAGUGUGGUGGAUCCAGAGACUGGAAAGGUCAUCCAUGACACUCCUGUCUCCAAGGCUGAUAACAAUACCACGGCUGCGGAGCAUGUAGAUCACAUCUGA